AUGGACUACACAUCCCAGCGGCUUCAAGAAGAAGCCGUCAAGCUCCAGACAGCGAGCUCCGACGCCUUCUUCACCCCGCUCAACAUCAUCCUCCUCCUCGUCCUCGGCUACACAAUCUACUCGAUGCUGGCGCCGACCCCGCCCCCGAUCCUGCCGAAGGAGCCGCCGGCGACCGUCUUCCGCGUCUUCAACCCGCGCACGCUGCUGCCCUUCAACGGCGAGGAGGGCAAGCCCAUCUACUUCGCGGUCCGCGGCCGCGUCUUCGACGUCACGCCGGGGCGCAACUUCUACGGCCCCGGCGGGCCGUACGCCAAUUUUGCGGGCCGCGAUGCGUCGCGUGGCCUGGCGUGCGGCAGCUUCGACGAGGACAUGUUGACGGAGAACCUGGACGGGCCGCUGGACACGCUGGAGGGCCUGGGCCCGGACGAGGUGGAGGCGCUGCAGGGCUGGGAGGAGCAGUUUGAUAGCAAGUACUUGGUCAUUGGGCGGCUGGUCGCUGUGGGCGAGGAGCCGGAGGAGGAUAAAUGA
Messenger RNA from Colletotrichum chrysophilum, 528 nucleotides. RefSeq lists its product as uncharacterized. NCBI's taxonomy places the organism in Eukaryota, Fungi, Ascomycota, Sordariomycetes, Glomerellales, Glomerellaceae. The transcript has 2 exons. Gene Ontology annotation, cellular component: endomembrane system; membrane. Bases 1 to 528 code for a protein of 175 amino acids. The record is from RefSeq and is a predicted model, not a curated record.